Astyanax mexicanus (Mexican tetra) is the source of this 7895-nucleotide messenger RNA. It is a transcript of the gene mtor, whose product is annotated as mechanistic target of rapamycin kinase. The transcript is spliced from 58 exons. Gene Ontology annotation, biological process: negative regulation of macroautophagy; TOR signaling; protein phosphorylation. Bases 98 to 7654 code for a protein of 2518 amino acids. Lineage: Eukaryota; Metazoa; Chordata; Actinopteri; Characiformes; Acestrorhamphidae. Gene Ontology annotation, cellular component: nucleus; TORC1 complex; TORC2 complex. Gene Ontology annotation, molecular function: protein-containing complex binding; protein binding; protein serine/threonine kinase activity. The record is from RefSeq and is a predicted model, not a curated record.
CCGCCCAGUAUUCCUCUGCAGCCUUGCGAACAGAACAUCUUCAGAGGAGAGAGAACACAGUAAAAAGACCGCAGGUAGCGGUACUUCUGCUGCCAGCAUGUCGGGCACAGCUACAGUGCUGCAGCAGUUCGUGAGUGGCCUCAAGAGUCGGAAUGAGGACACAAGGGCCAAAGCUGCUAAAGACCUCCAGCAUUAUGUCACUACAGAGCUGAGAGAAUUAAGCCAAGAUGAAGCCACCACUUUCUAUGAUGAGCUGAAUCACCACAUAUUUGAGCUGGUCUCCAGCUCUGAUGUAAAUGAGAAAAAGGGCGGUAUUCUUGCUAUUGUGAGCUUGAUCGGAGUUGAGGGGGGCAAUGCCACCAGGAUCAGCCGUUUCGCCAACUACCUGCGCAACCUGCUGCCCUCCAGUGACUCUGUGGUCAUGGAAAUGGCCUCUAAAGCCAUGGGGCAUCUGUCUAUGGCGGGGGACACGUUCACUGCUGAGUAUGUGGAGUUUGAAGUAAAGAGGGCUCUGGAGUGGCUGGGAGCAGACAGGAAUGAGGGUCGUCGUCAUGCAGCGGUGCUGGUAUUGCGGGAACUGGCCGUCAGCGCACCCACCUUCUUCUUCCAGCAGGUGCAGCCAUUUUUCGACAACAUCUUCUAUGCAGUGUGGGACUCUAAGCAGGCCAUUCGCGAGGGGGCAGUUUCUGCCCUCCGGGCCUGCCUGAUCCUCACGACUCAGAGAGAGACCAAGGAGAUGCAGAAGCCUCAGUGGUACAAGCAAACCUUUGAAGAGGCAGAGAAAGGUUUUGACGAGUCCCUGGCCAAAGAGAAAGGUAUGAACAAGGACGACAGGGUCCACGGAGCCUUGCUGAUUCUGAAUGAGCUGGUCCGCAUCAGCAGCAUGGAGGGGGAGCGGAUGCGAGAAGAAAUGGACGAGAUUACUCAGCAACAGCUGGUUCAUGACAAGUACUGUAAGGAGCUGAUGGGCUUCGGCACAAAACCACGGCACAUCACUCCUUUCACCAGCUUCCAGUCAGUGCAGCCGCCCCAAUCCAACGCUCUACUGGGACUUCUGGGCUACAGCAGCCCGCAGGGGUUCCUCAGCUUCGGCGCUGUGCCAGCACCAUCCAAAAGCACACUGGUAGAAAGCCGCUACUGUCGAGAACUGAUGGAGGAACGAUUUGAUCAGGUGUGUCGCUGGGUUCUGAAAUACAGGACUACUAAAAAUCCUCUCAUCCAGAUGACCAUUCUCAACUUACUCCCUCGUCUCGCUGCCUUCCAACCACACACCUUCACCGAUCAGUAUUUGUCAGACACUAUGGGACAUCUGCUGGGCUGUCUGAAGAAGGAGAAAGAGCGCACAGCUGCAUUCCAAGCCCUGGGGCUGUUGGUGGUGGCUGUGAGGACUGAAAUACAACCUUACCUCACCAAGAUCCUGGAGAUCAUAAAAGCAGCACUGCCACCUAAGGAUUUUGCACACAAGAGACAGAAGACCAUGCAGGUAGAUGCCACAGUGUUCACCUGUAUCAGCAUGCUGUCUAGAGCCAUGGGACCAAGCAUUCAGCAGGAUAUUAAGGAGCUGCUGGAGCCAAUGCUAGCUGUUGGGCUUAGUCCUGCAUUGACAGCUGUGCUGUAUGACUUGAGCCGCCAAAUUCCUCAACUGAAGAAGGACAUCCAGGACGGGCUGCUGAAGAUGCUUUCACUGGUUCUGAUGCAUAAACCACUUCGACACCCAGGCAUGCCUAAAGGCCUGGCCCACCAGCUAGCCUCGCCCAGCCUCACCAACAUCCCAGAGGCCAGUGAUGUUGGCAGCAUCACGCUGGCCCUGCGCACCCUGGGCAGCUUUGAGUUUGAAGGCCAUUCCCUGACACAGUUUGUGCGGCACUGCGCCGAUCACUUCCUGAACAGCGAGCACAAAGAGAUCCGCAUGGAAGCAGCACGCACCUGCUCACGCCUGCUCACCCCCUCCAUCCACCUGAUCAGCGGCCACGGCCAUGUGGUCAGUCAGACUGCCGUGCAGGUGGUGGCAGAUGUCCUUAGCAAACUGCUGGUAGUGGGAAUCACUGAUCCAGAUCCUGAUAUCCGUUACUGUGUGCUGGCCUCUCUGGACGAGCGCUUUGAUGCCCAUCUGGCCCAAGCUGAGAAUCUGCAGGCGCUCUUUGUGGCAUUAAAUGAUGAGGUGUUUGAAAUCCGAGAGCUGGCCAUCUGCACCAUCGGUCGUCUCAGCAGCAUGAACCCGGCCUUCGUUAUGCCCUUCCUGCGUAAGAUGCUUAUACAGAUCCUGACUGAAUUGGAGCACAGUGGCGUGGGCCGGAACAAGGAGCAGAGUGCCCGCAUGCUUGGACACCUUGUGUCUAAUGCCCCCAGGCUCAUCAGACCUUACAUGGAGCCCAUUCUUAAGGCACUCAUUCUGAAGCUGAAAGAUCCAGAUCCCAACCCUGGUGUAGUCAUCAGUGUCCUAGCCACCAUUGGGGAGUUGGCCCAGGUGAGUGGACUGGAAAUGAGAAAGUGGAUGGAUGAGCUUUUCCCCAUUAUCAUGGACAUGCUUCAGGAUUCAUCAUCACUGGCAAAAAGACAGGUGGCGCUGUGGACCCUGGGCCAGCAGGUGGCUAGUACUGGCUAUGUGGUGGAGCCCUACAGAAAGUACCCCUCUCUUCUGGAGGUGCUGCUGAACUUCCUGAAGACUGAGCAGAACCAGGGCAUCAGACGAGAGGCUAUCCGUGUGCUGGGCCUUCUUGGUGCCCUGGACCCUUAUAAGCACAAGGUUAACAUUGGCAUGAUUGACCAAUCCCGUGAUGCUUCUGCUGUGAGCCUGUCAGAGUCCAAGUCCAGCCAGGACUCGGCCGACUACAGCACAAGUGAGAUGCUGGUGAACAUGGGCAACCUGCCUCUGGACGAGUUCUACCCUGCGGUUGCCAUAGUGACUCUGAUGCGCAUCCUGCGUGACCCUUCGCUUUCCAAUCACCACACUAUGGUGGUGCAGGCUGUUACCUUCAUCUUCAAGUCUCUGGGCCUCAAGUGUGUGCAGUUCCUGCCCCAGGUCAUGCCCACAUUCCUCAACGUCAUCCGAGUGUGUGAUGCCAGCAUUAGAGAGUUUCUGUUCCAGCAAAUGGGGAUGGUGGUUUGCUUUGUCAAGAUCCACAUCCGGCCGUACAUGGACGACAUUUUCACCCUGAUCCGGGAGUACUGGACCCCAAACAACCCAAUGCAGAACACCAUCAUUCUGCUCAUCGAACAGAUAGUCGUUGCUCUGGGAGGAGAGUUCAAGCUGUACCUGCCCCAGCUCAUCCCACACAUGCUGCGCGUCUUCAUGCACGACAACAGCCCCGGACGAAGCGUAACCAUCAAGCUGCUCAUGGCCAUCCAGCUGUUUGGUGCCAACCUAGAUGACUACCUCCACCUGCUGCUGCCUCCUAUAGUCAAGCUGUUUGAUGCCCCUGAUGUUCCUCUGCAAGCUCGCAAGGUUGCCUUGGAGACCUUAGACCGCUUGACCGAGUCACUGGACUUUACUGACUACGCUUCCCGAAUCAUACACCCCAUCGUGCGCACUCUGGAUGGAACUCCUGAACUGAGAAGCACUGCAAUGGACACCUUGUCCUCUUUGGUUUUCCAACUUGGCAAAAAGUACCAGAUCUUUAUCCCCAUGGUGAACAAAGUGAUGUUGAGGCACCGGAUCAACCACCAGCGCUACGAUGUGCUCAUCUGUCGCAUUGUCAAGGGCUACACUCUGGCUGAUGAAGAAGAGGACUCUCAGAUAUACCAGCAUCGCCAGUCCCGUGGUAACCAAGGUGACGCGCUGGUGAGCGGUCCAGUGGAAUCGGGCCCAAUGAAGAAGUUGCACGUCAGCACAACUGCACUUCAGAAGGCAUGGGGUGCUGCCAGGAAGGUGUCAAAAGAUGACUGGUUGGAAUGGCUGCGGCGUCUCAGCGUGGUUCUGCUGAAGGAGUCAUCCUCUCCUGCCCUGCGCUCCUGUUGGUCCCUCGCCCAGACUUACAUUCCACUCGCCAGGGAUCUGUUUAAUGCUGCAUUCCUGUCCUGCUGGUCUGAGCUCAGUGAAGAUCAGCAGGACGAGCUGAUCCGCAGCAUCGAGCUCGCACUGACCUCGCAGGAUAUUGCUGAAGUCACACAGACCCUCCUCAAUCUGGCUGAGUUCAUGGAGCACAGUGACAAGGGACCCCUUCCAUUGAGGGAUGACAAUGGAAUCGUUCUCCUCGGAGAGAGAGCAGCUAAAUGCCGUGCCUACGCCAAGGCCCUACACUAUAAAGAGCUGGAGUUCCAGAAGGGCCCAUCUCCUCUGAUCCUGGAAUCCCUGAUUAGCAUCAACAACAAGCUGCAGCAGCCAGAAGCCGCAUCAGGAGUGCUGGAGUACGCCAUGAAGCACUUCGGUGAACUGGAGAUCCAGGCCACCUGGUAUGAGAAGCUGCAUGAAUGGGAAGAUGCUCUGGUGGCUUAUGAUAAGAAGAUUGACAUGAAUAAGGAGGACCCCGAGCUCAUCCUGGGCCGCAUGCGCUGUUUAGAGGCGUUGGGUGAAUGGGGUCAGCUACACCAGCAGUGCUGUGAAGAAUGGACUCUGGUCAGUGAGGAGACACAGGCCAAGAUGGCUCGCAUGGCAGCUGCAGCAGCCUGGGGCCUGGGUCACUGGGACAGUAUGGAGGAAUACACCUGUAUGAUCCCCAGGGAUACCCAUGACGGUGCCUUCUACAGGGCAGUUCUCGCUUUGCACCAAGACCUUUUCUCAUUGGCCCAACAAUGCAUCGAUAAAGCUAGAGACUUGCUGGAUGCAGAGCUGACUGCCAUGGCUGGAGAGAGCUACAGCAGAGCCUACGGGGCCAUGGUGUCUUGUCAGAUGCUCUCAGAGCUGGAGGAGGUGAUCCAGUAUAAACUGGUUCCAGAGAGGAGGGACAUCAUCAGGGAGACCUGGUGGGAAAGACUUCAGGGCUGCCAGCGGAUAGUGGAGGACUGGCAGCGCAUCCUGAUGGUGCGUUCUCUGGUCAUAAACCCCCACGAGGACAUGAGGACGUGGUUGAAGUACGCCAGCCUGUGUGGGAAGAGCGGACGACUGGCUUUGGCUCAUAAGACUCUGGUCCUGUUGCUCGGUGUGGACCCAUCCAAACAACUGGACCACCCUCUGCCCACAGCGCACCCUCAUGUGACUUACGCUUACAUGAAAUACAUGUGGAAGAGCGCCCGCAAGAUUGAUGCAUUCCAGCACAUGCAGCACUUCGUGCAGGGCAUGCAGCAGCAGGCGCAGCACGCCAUCGCAGCUGAGGACCAGCAGCACAAGCAGGAGCUGCACAAGCUAAUGGCCAGGUGUUUCUUGAAGCUUGGUGAAUGGCAGCUGAGUCUUCAGGGCAUCAAUGAAAGCACCAUUCCUAAAGUGCUUCAGUACUACAGUCACUCCACCGAGCAUGACCGCAACUGGUACAAGGCCUGGCACGCCUGGGCAGUCAUGAACUUUGAGGCGGUGCUCCACUACAAGCAUCAGAACCAGGGCCGUGAUGAGAAGAAGAAGCUUCGGCAUGCCAGCGGCGCUAGCGGGGCCAGCGCCAACAGCGAGGCUAGCAACAGCGACAGUGAAGCAGACAGCGCUGACCACAGUCCAGUGCCUUCUCCCGGACAGAAGAAGGUCAAUGAGGAUUUGUCCAAAACUCUACUGCUCUACACGGUUCCGGCUGUCCAGGGCUUUUUCAGAUCUAUCUCACUUUCACGAGGAAACAACUUGCAGGACACACUGAGAGUUCUGACUUUGUGGUUUGACUAUGGCCACUGGCCUGAAGUGAAUGAAGCACUUGUUGAGGGAAUCAAGACUAUUCAAAUUGACACCUGGUUACAGGUGAUUCCCCAGCUGAUAGCUCGAAUCGAUACACCCCGUGCGCUGGUGGGACGCCUUAUCCAUCAGUUACUUACAGACAUUGGCCGCUAUCAUCCACAGGCUUUGAUCUACCCACUUACUGUGGCGUCCAAGUCCACCACCACAGCUCGCCACAAUGCUGCCAACAAGAUCCUGAAGAACAUGUGUGAGCACUGCAACACACUGGUCCAGCAAGCCAUCAUGGUAAGCGAGGAGCUGAUCAGGGUAGCCAUCUUGUGGCACGAGAUGUGGCACGAGGGUCUGGAGGAGGCCUCGCGUCUGUACUUUGGAGAAAGGAAUGUGAAGGGAAUGUUUGCUGUGCUGGAGCCUCUUCAUGCAAUGAUGGAAAGAGGACCUCAGACCCUGAAAGAGACUUCCUUCAAUCAGGCUUAUGGUCGUGAUCUGAUGGAGGCUCAGGACUGGUGCAGGAAGUACAUGCGCUCUGGUAAUGUGAAGGAUCUGACCCAGGCCUGGGACCUGUAUUACCACGUUUUCCGCAGAAUCGCCAAACAACUGCCACAGCUCACCUCUCUGGAGCUGCAGUAUGUUUCACCCAAGCUGCUCAUGUGUCGUGACCUGGAGCUGGCUGUACCCGGAACUUAUGAUCCCAAUCAGCCAAUCAUACGCAUCCAGUCCAUCGCCCCUUCCCUGCAGGUUAUCACCUCCAAACAGAGACCACGCAAGCUCACCAUCAUGGGCAGCAACGGGCACGAGUUCAUGUUCCUGCUCAAGGGUCAUGAGGAUCUCCGGCAAGACGAGAGGGUCAUGCAGCUCUUCGGCCUUGUCAACACUUUACUGGCUAACGACCCUGCCUCUCUCCGCAAGAAUCUGAGUAUUCAGAGGUAUGCCGUGAUCCCCUUGUCCACUAACUCCGGCUUGAUUGGGUGGGUUCCUCACUGUGACACCCUGCAUGCUCUGAUUCGAGACUACCGUGAGAAGAAGAAGAUCCUGCUGAACAUCGAGCACAGAAUCAUGCUCAGGAUGGCCCCAGACUAUGACCACCUGACUCUGAUGGAGAAGGUGGAGGUGUUUGAGCAUGCAGUGAAUAACACCGCAGGAGAUGACCUGGCCAAGCUGCUCUGGCUCAAGAGUCCCAGCUCAGAGGUUUGGUUUGACAGGAGGACUAACUACACACGCUCUCUCGCUGUGAUGUCCAUGGUUGGCUAUAUCUUGGGGCUUGGGGACAGACAUCCUUCAAACCUGAUGUUGGACAGACUGAGUGGGAAGAUCCUUCACAUUGACUUUGGAGAUUGUUUUGAGGUUGCAAUGACCAGGGAAAAAUUCCCAGAGAAAAUUCCCUUCCGGUUGACUCGGAUGCUGACGAAUGCCAUGGAGGUGACAGGCUUGGAUGGAAAUUACCGGAUCACGUGCCACACAGUGAUGGAGGUGCUGCGAGAGCACAGAGACAGCGUUAUGGCCGUGCUGGAGGCCUUCGUCUAUGACCCCUUACUCAACUGGAGGCUUAUGGACACUAACACUAAGGGAACCAAGCGCUCCAGAACCAGAACUGACUCGUACACCGCUGGUCAGUCUGUGGAAACAAUGGAGGGUAUUGACCUGGGAGAGACCACCCACAAAAAGCCAGGAACCACUGUGCCUGAAUCUAUUCACUCCUUCAUCGGAGACGGGCUUGUGCAGCCUGAAGCCUUGAACAAGAAAGCCAUCCAGAUUAUCAACAGGGUGCGAGACAAACUGACUGGACGGGACUUCUCCCAUGAUGAGACACUGGAUGUCCCAACCCAAGUGGAGCUGCUGAUCAAGCAAGCCACAUCACACGAGAACCUGUGCCAAUGUUACAUUGGAUGGUGUCCGUUUUGGUAGAGCUUCACUCAAGCUUUGUUUUGCUGUCUUUGUUCUUUGCUGAUUCUCUAUGUUCUACCGCUGCCAUGUUUGAGUCCGCUGAAUACGCUUAAGAAAAGAGAUCUGUUGCAUGAAAAGACAUUUUAAAGUAUGUCUGACUUUUAUUAAUUUAAUAAUGUUAUACAUAGAAUUCUGCACAAAGUGGAGCAGAAUACUUGAUUGAAGGUGGUGUACAUCUUUGCCAAUAAAUUUUAGAAAAGCC